Pestalotiopsis fici W106-1 is the source of this 2781-nucleotide messenger RNA. RefSeq lists its product as uncharacterized. The record is from RefSeq and is a predicted model, not a curated record. Bases 1 to 2781 code for a protein of 926 amino acids. Gene Ontology annotation, molecular function: protein binding. Lineage: Eukaryota; Fungi; Ascomycota; Sordariomycetes; Amphisphaeriales; Sporocadaceae. Gene Ontology annotation, cellular component: cytoplasm. The transcript is spliced from 5 exons.
AUGGCACCAAUCAGGUCUGAAGUGGUCCUCAACCACUGUACAUCGGCAACAGUACUGGGAAAUAGUAUAUCUAUACAUAUGCUUGACUUUCUUAGCACAGUCAAGACUCAUCCUCUGGGUUUCGACGAGCUUGCCCACGACUUUCUCGAAGUAUGCCGAAUCAUGUGGUCGCUCGAGGCUGGGCUCCUCGAAUGCGCCAAGAUUCACCAGACUCUCCCGGACGAGAUGCUCCAAGAGCUCGACAAGAAAUUCAGAACCACACACUCGGACUUCCAAGUCCUUGACCAAUGGAUCACUCGAUUCGUUGAAUAUGAACGCAAAGGAACCAUGGGAAAAAUCCAGCGAGGCUGGCGCAAAAUGUUCGCAGACACUGGCGUCGACAAGAUGAGGGAAUCUCUCGCCAAGACAAAGGAGGCGCUGCGAAUGAGUGCGCUGGUUUUUCAAUGGUCCCUGGGAGACGCAAAGAUUGACGACGCUGUUGGUAUUGGCUAUACUGGUCUCGCAGCAGCCCUCGACCGUAUGGACCGCGGAAAAUCUGUCAUCGGCAUCACAAAGCUCAAGUCUCUCGAACAACACAUGGUCGCACACUCACUGGAGGAAGUGUCCGCCAUCGACUCCAUUCACCAUUCAUCCAUCGACCGGUCCUUGACACCAUCUGUCCCUCACCUGCCCCCAGUCCUCGAAAUGGCAAAGAGUUCCACGGACCUUUCUCCAUUCCCUGGCAGUGACGCCCUGAGCGCUCGAUCUAUUCCCGACCUACACUUCCCAUCCCUCAUCCGCCGUACAUCAAUCUCAGAUCAUACCGUCUCAUCACACGGCGGCCGAGAUCGUGAACGCGUCAUCUCUGGCUCAGAGACCUACGUUUCCGGGAGCAGCGGCCAUGGUUCGCAUCAUCCAAGCCACGGCCACAUUGACGAAAGAUUAUCCGGCAGCACAAAUGGCCACGGAACACUUAUUGGUAGCGAGGAUGAGUAUGAGCCUGGGCCGAUCAAGGUCGUAAGAAUAAAGGCCGACCCGUUCACCAUGCCCCGCUGGUCGCCCAGGAACUCUACCUCGCCUACGCCGGCUAUGAUAGACGCCCUUAUCUCUGCCAUUGAGGCGAGAAACAGCAAAAUGGUUGAGCAACUGCUCGACCGAGGUAUUCCCGCUAAUACCGGGUCCGACGUACACGCGCUCAAUUUGGCUAUUCGAAUGCAUGACGUUGAGACUGUCCGACUACUACUCUUAUUUGGCGCCGAUCCAAAUAUUCCAGGCGACAUAACCCGAAAAACACCCCUAUACAUGGCAGUAGAAGAGGCAUUCCUCGAUGGUGCCAGCAUGCUGCUCAAGUACGGUGCUUCGCCCAACCUGACGGGAGACCUAGACUCGCCAUUGGCACUUGCUGUAGCCACAAAUCAGUUUGCUCUUACGAGAUUGUUGCUCACUUAUGGCGGCGAGCCAUCCCACAUGAUGAAUGAUGGUGAUACUCUUUUGAUCAAGGCUAUUUCGCAAAAAGCAUCCCGGAAAACAAUCGAUCUUUUGCUGGAAUAUGGAGCCGACAGUAACGGCAAGUCCCGAGAGGGAAAGACAGCCAUGUUCGACGCAAUCCAGACUGGCCGCCCAGAUAUCGUAUCAACGUUGCUCGAUCACGGCGCGAAUCCAAACUUGCCAGGGCCCAAACAUAUGCUAUGGCCUUCGACGUAUCAACCAAAGUGCCUCAAGAUCCUUCUUUCUCGGGGCGCAGACCACCGCAAGGCACCUGGUAUCAUGGAGCUGGCCACGUCUAUCAAUAAUAUCGACAGUGUCCGCCUUUUGAUCCAAGCCGGUGUCAAUCUAGAUGCCAAGAAGGACGGCAUCUUCACCCCAUUAUGUACCUCGAUCCGUGACAACAGAGAAGAUAUCUUCCACCUUCUUCUAUCCAAUGGUGCCGACCCAAAUACACCAAGCGCCGAAUAUCCUUGUUUCAAAUGUGUCACCCACAAUCGAGUCCAUCUCCUUGAGCCUCUUGUAAAGGCUGGAGGUAAUCUUCUUUCACCAAAGGGCAUUCUCGAGACGGCAGUACAACAUAACAAUGUGGCUGCCAUCAACUGGUUACUUGACCAUGAUGUGCCCAUCAAUGACAAGGUGCCCAAGACCGGUGCAACGGCCCUCACGACUGCGAUCAGGGAGAACCGUCCAGAGCUUGUCCAGCUGUUGCUGUCUCGCGGCGCCGACGGCAAUGUGCGUGGUGAAGAUUGGCCCAUCUGCUUGGCUGUCCGCCAACCGGCAAUUCUAAAGCUCCUUCUUCCCGCACUGGCCGAGCCCAGAGCCUUCAAGGGAGUCAUGGAAAUGGCCGUGUCUGCAGGACAGCUGGCAUCCGUCAAGCUCCUUCUUCGCGCCGGCGUCUCGGUCGAAGAUCGCAACGGCGGAGUCUUUUCUCCCCUUACCACGGCAAUCCGCGAGCACCAAAACGAAAUAGUAAAAUUCCUGAUUGAUGAGGCAGGCGCCGACGUCAACGCCCCCGGCGAACACCUGCCCAUCGUAAAGGCGCUGAGGAGAAUGCAAGGCAACGAUACGACGGUCCUGGUCAUGCUGCUCGAUGCGGGCGCGUCGCCGAACAAGGUCUACCGCGGCCACAGUGCCAUUAUCCAAGCGCUGGAGAAUGGCGACGUGGACGUCUUGAGGCUCCUGGUCGACAAGGCCGGAGUGGACCUCGACGCCACAGACGACUCGGGCAAAACCGUCCUGGAACUGGCGCAAAGCCGCGGUGGCGACGAGGCGAGCGAGAUUCUUUUGCAGGCCAGAAGGGUUCAUUCCUCUUAA